AUGGCUGCCUUUGUUAGGAGUCUAGUGCUUGCCCUCAUGGUUUCUAGAUUCAUCAACAUAAUGGCAUCCGACGACGACCCUUAUGACGCAAUAUGCUCGCCGAUAUGGGGUUACUUCCCUGACUGUGCUGAGUAUUUGGGUGGUUUAACCCAUCACCUGCCAAAAAAAUGCUGUCACGGCAUCAGAAAGCUCAAUGAAAUAGCUAAGAAAGCCAAAAAGGGACCAAAGGUGGUCUGCUUUUGCAUUGAAGCCUACAUGGUUCCUCAAGAUUUUCACUUAAAACCUUCACGAAUCAAAAAGCUACCAAAGAAGUGCCACACAGAUAUUCGUUUCCCGAUUUCUGAAACAAUGAACUGCUCGUUUGACUAG
This is a messenger RNA of Populus euphratica (Euphrates poplar), 369 nucleotides long. RefSeq names its product non-specific lipid-transfer protein 13-like. Gene Ontology annotation, molecular function: lipid binding. The record is from RefSeq and is a predicted model, not a curated record. The transcript has 2 exons. NCBI's taxonomy places the organism in Eukaryota, Viridiplantae, Streptophyta, Magnoliopsida, Malpighiales, Salicaceae. Bases 1 to 369 code for a protein of 122 amino acids. Gene Ontology annotation, biological process: lipid transport.